GCGAGUGAUUUUGUAAUUUAUAUGCAUAAUGAGUGCAGAAGUUCCUUAUUAGCUUUUGUGUGAAAGACAACAGCCUUGGAUAUUUGCACUAAUUGAGAUGACAUGAACUUCUAUUGAGACGAGCGCAGACACUAGUCUGCCCUUAUUCAGUGCAAUCCUGUCUGUCCCGGCCACCACCAUGUCUUUCGUGCCCACCCCAAGCCCCACUGUGGUGGAUCAGACCACGCUUAUGAAGAAAUACCUGCAGUUUGUGGCGGCGCUCACUGACAACAACACACCGGAUGAGACCAAACUGAAAAUGAUGCAGGAAGUCAGUGAGAAUUUUGAGAAUGUCACAUCCUCGCCACAGUAUUCUACUUUCUUGGAGCACAUCAUCCCUCGUUUCCUAACGUUUCUGCAGGAUGGAGAAGUGCAGUUCCUUCAAGAGAAACCAACACAGCAAUUAAGAAAACUUGUCCUGGAGAUCAUCCACCGAAUCCCAACUAAUGAACAUCUCCGGUCUCAUGCCAAGAACAUCCUUUCUGUCAUGUUCCGCUUCCUUGAGAUUGAAAGUGAGGAGAAUGUGCUAAUUUGUUUACGGAUCAUCAUUGAACUGCAUAAACAGUUUCGCCCGCUGAUCUCUCAAGAGAUUCAUCAUUUUUUGGACUUUGUGAAGCAAAUUUACAAAGAACUGCCUAAAGUAGUGACGAGGUACUUUGAGAAUCCUCAGGUUAUAGCAGAAAACACAGUGCCUUCUCCAGAAAUGGUGGGCAUGAUCACCUCAGUAUUGGUGAAGACCGCACCGGAGCAUGAGGACAGCGAGACCCGGACGCAUACCAUAAUCCCCCGGGGAUCGCUGUCACUCAAAGUGUUGGCAGAGCUGCCCAUCAUCGUCGUACUCAUGUAUCAGCUGUACAAACUGAGCAUUCACAACGUGGUGUCGGAGUUUGUGCCUCUUAUCAUGAACACCAUCAUGCUGCAGGUGUCUCCGCAGGCUCGGCAACACAAACUGUUCAACAAGGAGCUGUAUGCAGAUUUUAUCGCCGCACAGAUCAAGACCUUGUCAUUCCUCGCUUACAUUAUCCGGAUCUACCAGGACUUGGUUGGGAAGUACUCCCAGCAAAUGGUGAAGGGGAUGCUGCAGCUGCUGUCUAACUGCCCCCCUGAGACUGCUCACCUGCGGAAAGAGCUCCUGAUCGCUGCCAAGCACAUCCUCACCACCGAUCUACGCAGCCAAUUCGUUCCAUGCAUGGACAAGCUUUUCGACGAGUCGAUACUCAUUGGCUCAGGAUACACUGCGAGAGAGACGCUGAGGCCCUUGGCAUACAGCACACUAGCAGACUUGGUGCACCAUGUUAGACAGAACCUCCCGUUGACGGACCUCUCCCUGGCUGUGCAACUGUUCGCUAAGAAUAUUGACGAUGAGUCCCUCCCCAGCAGUAUCCAAACCAUGUCCUGUAAGCUGUUGCUAAACCUUGUAGACUGCAUCCGAUCAAAGAGCGAACAGGAGAACGGAAACGGCAGAGACAUUCUCAUGAGAAUGCUGGAGGUAUUUGUGUUGAAGUUCCACACCAUUGCACGGUACCAGCUGGUAUCUAUCUUUAAGAAGUGCAAGCCCCAAUCAGAGAUGGGUGUGGUGGACACAGGGGCGUUACCAGGAGUCCCAGCCACCCCUACUGUAACUACACCCGCCUUACCUCCACCUCCACCUGCACCCCCAACACCUGUCACCCCUGCACCACCACCGGCCACACCUUUUGAUAGAUCUGGGGACAAGGAGGACAAACAGACCUUCCAGGUGUCCGACUGUCGCAGUCUGGUGAAGACUCUUGUGUGUGGAGUGAAAACUAUCACAUGGGGCAUCACUUCUUGUAAAGCUCCUGGAGAGGCACAGUUCAUUCCCAACAAGCAGCUCCAGCCCAAAGAAACACAGAUCUACAUCAAGCUGGUGAAAUAUGCCAUGCAGGCCUUGGACAUCUACCAGGUACAGAUUGCCGGCAAUGGGCAGACGUACGUUCGUGUGGCUAACUGUCAGACGGUGCGGAUGAAAGAGGAGAAGGAGGUUUUAGAGCACUUCGCCGGAGUCUUCACCAUGAUGAACCCUCUCACUUUUAAAGAGAUCUUCCAGACCACUGUUCCAUACCUGGUGGAACGCAUUUCCAAAAACUACGCCCUACAGAUUGUGGCAAAUUCCUUCCUGGCCAACCUGACCACCUCUGCACUGUUUGCCACCAUUUUGGUGGAGUAUCUGUUGGAGCGUCUGCCUGAGAUGGGCUCCAAUGUAGAGUUAUCAAACCUGUAUCUCAAACUCUUCAAACUGGUCUUUGGCUCAGUGUCUCUCUUUGCUGCUGAAAAUGAGCAAAUGCUCAAGCCUCACCUUCAUAAAAUAGUCAAUAGUUCCAUGGAGCUGGCUCAAUCUGCUAAGGAGCCCUAUAAUUACUUCCUGUUGCUGAGAGCCCUGUUCCGCUCUAUAGGAGGGGGCAGCCAUGACCUCUUGUACCAGGAGUUUCUGCCUUUGCUGCCUAAUUUACUGCAAGGUUUGAACAUGCUGCAGAGUGGACUCCAUAAGCAGCACAUGAAGGAUCUGUUUGUGGAGCUGUGUCUCACUGUCCCUGUGCGACUGAGCUCUCUUUUGCCCUACCUGCCCAUGCUCAUGGACCCACUGGUGUCUGCACUCAACGGUUCCCAGACUUUGGUCAGCCAGGGCCUGCGCACACUGGAGCUAUGUGUGGACAACCUGCAGCCUGACUUCCUCUAUGACCACAUCCAGCCAGUCCGAGCUGAACUGAUGCAGGCGUUGUGGCGAACGCUCCGUAACCCUGCGGAGACCAUCUCCCAUGUUGCUUACCGGGUACUGGGCAAGUUUGGUGGAAGUAACCGAAAAAUGCUGAAGGAGUCGCAGAAGCUGCAGUAUGUGGUGACUGAGGUUCAAGGCCCCAGCAUCAAGGCAGAGUUCACAGACUGCAAAGCCUCCAUUCAGCUUCCCAUGGAAAAGGCUAUAGAGACUGCACUGGAUUGCCUGAAGAGUGCCAAUACUGAGCCGUAUUACAGACGACAGGCCUGGGAGGUGAUCAAAUGCUUCCUGGUAGCCAUGACCAGCCUGGAGGACAACAAGCAUGCCCUUUACCAGCUUCUCGCCCAUCCCAACUUCACAGAGAAGUGGAUCCCUAACGUGAUCAUCUCCCACCGGUACAAAGCCCAGGACACCCCAGCACGCAGGACGUUCGAGCAGGCCCUGACGGGGGCGUUCAUGUCUGCGGUCAUCAAGGAUCUCAGGCCCAGCGCUCUGCCUUUCGUUGCCAGCUUGAUCCGCCAUUACACCAUGGUGGCAGUGGCUCAGCAGUGCGGUCCCUUCUUGCUGCCAUGCUACCAGUCAGGCAGCCAGGCCAGCACGGCUAUGUUCCACAGUGAAGAGAACGGCUCCAAAGGCAUGGACCCACUCGUGCUGAUCGACGCCAUCGCCAUCUGCAUGGCCUAUGAGGAGAAGGAGCUGUGCAAGAUUGGGGAAGUGGCACUUGCUGUCAUCUUUGAUGUUGCCAGCAUUAUCCUGGGCUCCAAAGAAAGGGCGUGCCAGCUGCCGUUGUUCUCCUACAUAGUGGAGCGUCUAUGUGCAUGCUGCUAUGAGCAGGCCUGGUAUGCUAAGCUGGGUGGAGUGGUGUCCAUUAAGUUCCUGAUGGAGAGGCUUCCUCUGAUUUGGGUGUUGCAAAACCAGCUGACCUUCCUCAAAGCUCUGCUCUUUGUCAUGAUGGACCUCACAGGAGAGGUGUCUAACGGGGCAGUUGCCAUGGCAAAGACCACACUGGAGCAGUUGUUGAUGCGCUGUGCCACUCCUCUUAAGGAUGAGGAGAAGACUGAGGAGCUUCUGUCUGCCCAGGAUAAAUCCUUCCAUCUGGUGACCCAUGACCUUGUACGGGAGGUCACCUCCCCCAAUUCCACUGUCCGCAAGCAGGCCAUGCACUCCCUGCAGGUGCUGGCUCAAGUCACAGGCAAGAGCGUCACCAUCAUCAUGGAGCCUCACAAAGAAGUGCUGCAAGACAUGGUUCCUCCAAAGAAACACCUGCUGCGGCAUCAGCCUGCCAAUGCUCAGAUUGGCCUGAUGGAGGGCAACACCUUCUGCACCACUCUACAGCCCCGCCUCUUCACCAUGGACCUCAACGUGGUGGAACACAAAGUCUUUUACACAGAGUUGCUGAACCUGUGUGAAGCUGAGGAUGCUGCUUUGAUGAAGCUGCCCUGUUAUAAAAGCCUUCCUUCACUGGUGCCGCUGCGCAUUGCUGCUCUCAAUGCCCUGGCAGCCUGUAACUAUCUUCCCCAGUCCCGAGAGAAGAUCAUUGCUGCCCUCUUCAAGGCCCUCAACUCUACUAACAGUGAGCUCCAGGAGGCCGGAGAGGCCUGCAUGAGAAAGUUCUUAGAGGGGGCUACUAUCGAGGUGGAUCAGAUCCAUACACACAUGCGGCCCUUGCUGAUGAUGCUUGGAGACUAUCGCAGUCUGACACUCAAUGUGGUCAACAGACUGACAUCAGUCACUCGUCUCUUCCCCAACUCCUUCAAUGACAAAUUCUGUGACCAAAUGAUGCAACAUCUGCGUAAAUGGAUGGAGGUGGUGGUGAUCACGCAUAAAGGAGGCCAGCGUAGUGAUGGCAGUCCUGCCAUGGAGGGUGUAGAGGAAAUGAGGAUCUGUUCGGCCAUUAUAAACCUCUUCCACCUGAUACCAGCUGCUCCACAGACACUGGUGAAACCUUUGCUGGAAGUGGUCAUGAAAACGGAGAGGGCGAUGCUCAUAGAGGCAGGCAGUCCCUUUAGAGAGCCACUGAUCAAAUUCCUGACACGUCAUCCGUCUCAAACAGUGGAGCUUUUCAUGAUGGAGGCCACUCUCAAUGACCCACAGUGGAGUCGCAUGUUCAUGAGUUUCUUGAAGCACAAAGAUGCCAAGCCACUUCGAGAUGUCUUGGCUUCUAACCCAAAUCGAUUUGUCCCUCUGCUGGUUCCAGCUGGGCCUGCAGCAACUGUGAGACCUGGGUCUCCCUCCACCAGUACUGCCCGCCUUGACCUGCAGUUCCAGGCCAUCAAGAUCAUAAGCAUCAUUGUGAAAAAUGAUGAAGGCUGGUUGGCGGGUCAGCACUCUUUAGUGAGUCAGCUCAGACGCGUGUGGGUCAGCGAGGCCUUCCAGGAGCGCCACCGCAAAGACAGCAUGGCUGCAACCAACUGGAAAGAGCCCAAACUAUUAGCAUACUGUCUGCUUAGCUACUGCAAACGCAACUACUCUGAGAUAGAGCUAAUCUUUCAGCUGCUGAGAGCCUUCACUGGCCGCUUCCUGUGCAACAUGACCUUCCUGAAGGAGUACAUGGAGGAGGAGAUCCCCAAGAACUACAGCAUCACACACAAACGAGCGCUCUUCUUCCGCUUUGUGGAGUUCAAUGACCCACACUUUAAUGAUGAGCUCAAGGCGAAGGUGUUGCAGCACAUCCUGAACCCAGCCUUCCUGUACAGCUUUGAGAAAGGGGAAGGCGAGCAACUGCUGGGGCCGCCCAAUCCAGAGGGUGACAACCCUGAGAGCAUCACUAGUGUCUUCAUCACCAAGGUCCUUGACCCUGAGAAGCAGGCAGACCUGGCUGAUUCAUUGAGGAUCUACCUGCUUCAGUUCUCAACCUUGCUGGUAGAGCACGCUCCUCAUCACAUCCAUGACAACAACAAGAGCAGGAAUAGCAAGCUGAGGCGUCUUAUGACCUUCGCUUGGCCUUGCCUGCUCCCCAAAACCUGCGUGGAUCCGGCCUGCAAGUACAGUGGCCACCUCUUGCUGGCUCACAUUAUCGCCAAGUUUGCCAUUCACAAAAAGAUUGUGUUGCAGGUUUUCCACAGUCUGCUAAAGGCUCAUACUAUGGAAGCACGUGCCAUUGUUCGGCAAGCCAUGGCAAUUCUCACACCUGCUGUACCUGCUCGGAUGGAGGACGGUCAUCAGAUGCUCACACACUGGACCCGCAAGAUCAUUGUGGAGGAGGGCCACACAGUUCCUCAGCUUGUCCAUAUACUUCACCUCAUUGUACAGCACUUCAGAGUUUAUUACCCAGUGAGACAUCACCUGGUUCAGCACAUGAUCAGUGCUAUGCAGCGAUUGGGCUUCACCCCUAGUGUAACUAUUGAGCAGAGGAAGUUGGCAGUGGACUUAGCUGAGGUGGUCAUCAAAUGGGAGCUCCAGAGAAUCAAAGACCAACAGCCGGAAUCGGAAGCUGAUCCAGUAAGUGUGGGCGAGGGCACGAGCGGAGCCUCUGGUGCUAUGAAGAGAGGAAUGUCUGUUGACACGGCGCAAGACGUAAAGAGAUUUCGCACUGCUGCUGGUGCUGUCAGCACGGUCUUUGGCCGCAGUCAGUCGAUGCCAGGCACAGAGGCUCUACUUACCAAACCUGUGGAAAAACAGCACACCGAUACUGUGGUCAACUUCCUCAUCCGCAUCGCCUGCCAGGUAAAUGAUAGCACUAAUGUGGCAGGCUCUCCCGGUGAGCUGCUGUCCCGUCGCUGUGUGAACCUCAUGAAGACUGCCCUCAGACCAGACAUGUGGCCCCGUGCCGAACUUAAACUGCAGUGGUUCGACAAGCUCCUUAUGACUGUGGAGCAGCCAAACCAGGCAAACUUCUCCAACAUCUGCACAGGGCUUGAGAUUCUCAGCUUCCUUCUGUCAGUGCUGCAGCCUCCAGCCAUUCUUGCGCACUUCAAGUCCCUGCAGCGUGGCAUUGCAGCUUGCAUGACCUGUGGCAACACCAAAGUGUUGAGGGCAGUCCACUCCCUCCUGUCCAGACUCAUGAGCACCUUCCCCACAGAACCCAGCACAUCCUCAGUGGCUUCCAAGUAUGAGGAGCUGGAGUGUCUGUACGCUGCCGUAGGGAAGGUCAUUUAUGAAGGCCUCACCAACUACGAGAAAGCCAGCAGCGCUAACCCAACUCAAUUGUUCGGAACGCUGAUGAUCCUGAAGUCGGCCUGCAGCAACAACUCCAGCUACAUCGACCGCCUCAUUUCCGUCUUUAUGCGCUCCCUGCAGAAGAUGGUGAGAGAGCACCUGAGCCCGCAACCCAACCCCGGAGCCGCUGAAACCAGCACAGUGACAAGCGAGUUGGUCAUGCUUAGCUUGGAUCUGGUAAAGGAGAGGCUGUCGGUCAUGAACAUGGAAAUGAGGAAGAACUUCAUCCAGGUCAUCCUUACAUCCCUCAUCGAGAAAUCUCCCGACCCAAAGAUUCUUCGAGCUGUGGUGAAGAUUGUGGAGGAAUGGGUCAAGAACAACUCUGGCAACCCCAUGGCCACCAACCAGGUGCCUAAUCCAAGAGAGAAAUCCAUUCUGCUGGUGAAAAUGAUGACCUACAUUGAGAAGCGCUUUCCUGACGACCUUGAAUUGAAUGCCCAGUUCCUGGACCUCGUUAAUUACGUCUACAGAGAUGAGAACCUCUCAGGAAGUGACAUCACAUCCAAGCUGGAGCCAGCAUUCUUGUCAGGGCUACGCUGCACCCAGCCACUGAUCAGAGCAAAGUUUUUCGAGGUGUUUGAUGCAUCAAUGAAGCGGCGAGUCUAUGAGAGGCUUCUGUAUAUUUGCUGCUCGCAGAACUGGAAUCGUGGCAGUUCAGAGUUUGAUUCUGUCGUCUCUGCUUCACAGCUGCUGUUGGCGGUCUGUGAGAGGAACACCACCAUUGGCACCAGCUGCCAGGGCUCCAUGCUCCCCUCCAUCACCAACGUCAUCAACCUGGCUGACAGCCAUGACCGUGCAGCCUUCGCCAUGGCAACGCAUAUCAAACAGGAACCUCGUGAGAGAGAAAACAGCGAGACCAAGGAGGAGGAUGUGGAGAUAGACAUCGAACUGGCACCUGGUGACCAGACCAGCCUCCCUAAGACCAAGGAGCAGGCGGAGAGAGAUGCAGGCAACCAGCUGCACAUGCUCACCAACCGCCACGAUAAGUUCCUGGACUCCCUGAGAGAGGUCAAGACGGGAGCACUGCUGAAUGCACUGGUUCAGUUGUGCCACAUCUCCACUCCAUUGGCUGAGAAGACCUGGGUCCAGCUCUUCCCCCGCUUAUGGAAGAUUCUGUCGGACCGACAGCAGCAUGCAAUCUCAGGCGAGAUGGGUCCGUUCCUGUGUAGCGGUAGUCAUCAAGCUCAGAGAGAUUGCCAGCCCAGUGCUCUAAACUGCUUUGUGGAGGCCAUGUCUCAGUGCGUGUCGCCCAUAGCCAUCAGGCCCUGCGUGCUGAAGUACUUAGGAAAAACCCACAAUCUAUGGUUACGCUCCACCCUGAUGCUGGAGCAGCAAGCCUUUGAGAAAGGCCUUAGCUUGCACAUCAAACACAAACAGAGCACAGAGUUCUAUGAGCAAGAAAGCAUCACUCCUCCACAGCAGGAGAUCCUAGACUCGCUGGCGGAGCUCUACUCCCUACUGCAGGAAGAGGACAUGUGGGCGGGGCUGUGGCAGAAAAGAUGCAAGUUCCCUGAGACGAGCACCGCCAUUGCAUACGAGCAGCAUGGCUUCUUUGAACAGGCUCAAGAAACCUAUGAGAAGGCAAUGGAGAAAGCUCGCAAAGAGCACAAUGUCUCGCCCGCCAUCUUCCCAGAGUACCAACUGUGGGAGGAUCACUGGAUACGUUGUUCUAAAGAGCUGAACCAGUGGGAGCCUCUGACUGAGUACGGGCAAUCUAAAGGCCAUAACAACCCAUACCUAGUGCUGGAGUGUGCCUGGAGAGUGUCUAACUGGGCUGCAAUGAAAGAGGCUCUAGUGCAGGUGGAGCUGAGCUGUCCAAAGGAGAUGGCCUGGAAGGUGAAUAUGCAUCGUGGUUACCUGGCCAUCUGUCACCCCGAGGAGCAGCAGCUCAACUUCAUUGAGCGGCUAGUGGAGAUGGCCAGCAGUCUAGCCAUCAGAGAAUGGAGGAGACUGCCGCACAUUGUUUCUCACGUGCACACGCCCCUGUUACAGGCGGCACAACAGAUUAUUGAGCUACAAGAAGCUGCUCAGAUCAAUGCAGGCCUCCAGCCCGCCAACCUGGGCCGCAACACCAGCCUCCACGACAUGAAGACCGUGGUGAAGACCUGGAGAAACAGGCUUCCGAUUGUCUCCGAUGACCUCUCCCAUUGGAGCAGCAUCUUUAUGUGGCGGCAGCACCACUAUCAGGCCAUUGUGACUGCUUAUGAAACCAACACGCAACAUGAUCCAAACACUAACAAUGCCAUGCUUGGAGUGCACGCCUCCGCAUCAGCCAUUAUUCAGUAUGGGAAGAUCGCCCGGAAGCAAGGUCUGGUCAAUGUAGCUUUGGACAUUCUGAGUCGCAUCCACACCAUCCCCACCGUGCCUAUUGUAGACUGCUUUCAGAAGAUUCGUCAGCAGGUUAAAUGCUACCUGCAGUUGGCUGGAGUAAUGGGCAAGAAUGAAUGCAUGCAGGGUCUGGAGGUGAUUGAGUCCACUAACCUGAAGUACUUCACCAAGGAGAUGACCGCCGAGUUCUACGCUCUCAAGGGCAUGUUCUUAGCCCAGAUCAAUAAGUCAGAGGAGGCAAAUAAGGCAUUCUCUGCUGCAGUGCAGAUGCAUGAUGUUCUGGUGAAAGCCUGGGCAAUGUGGGGCGACUACUUGGAGAACAUCUUUGUUAAAGACCGCCAGCCCCACCUUGGUGUCUCCGCCAUUACCUGUUACUUACACGCCUGCCGCCAUCAGAAUGAGAGCAAGUCACGUAAAUACCUGGCCAAGGUGCUGUGGCUGUUGAGUUUUGAUGAUAAGAACACAUUGGCUGAUGCUGUGGACAAAUACUGCAUUGGAGUGCCGCCCAUCCAAUGGCUGGCCUGGAUCCCUCAGCUCCUCACAUGUCUGGUUGGCUCAGAGGGGAAACCUCUCCUUAACCUCAUCAGCCAGGUGGGACGUGUCUACCCUCAAGCAGUGUACUUUCCAAUCCGAACCCUGUACCUGACGCUGAAAAUCGAGCAGAGGGAGCGCUACAAGAGCGAUUCUGGCCAGCAGCAGCCCAGUUCAGCGGCUGCUCAGACCCACUCAGUGUCCGACCCGGGUCCCAUCCGUGCCACUGCUCCCAUGUGGCGCUGCAGCCGGAUCAUGCACAUGCAGCGUGAGCUCCACCCCACCCUGCUCUCUUCUCUGGAGGGCAUCGUGGACCAGAUGGUCUGGUUCAGGGAGAACUGGCACGAGGAGGUCCUGCGGCAGCUCCAGCAGGGCCUAGCUAAAUGCUACUCGGUGGCAUUCGAAAAGAGUGGAGCCGUGUCCGAUGCUAAAAUCACUCCGCAUACGCUCAACUUUGUAAAAAAGCUGGUCAGCACUUUUGGAGUGGGCCUGGAGAAUGUCUCUAAUGUGUCCACCAUGUUCUCAAGUGCUGCCUCAGAGUCCCUGGCCCGCCGAGCUCAAGCCACCGCUCAAGACCCUGUGUUCCAGAAGAUGAAGGGCCAGUUCACCACAGAUUUUGACUUCAGCGUUCCCGGCUCCAUGAAACUUCACAAUCUCAUUUCAAAGCUGAAGAAGUGGAUCAAGAUUCUGGAAGCCAAGACGAAGCAACUACCGAAGUUCUUCCUGAUCGAGGAGAAAUGCCGUUUCCUUAGCAACUUCUCGGCCCAGACUGCUGAAGUUGAGAUCCCGGGAGAAUUCCUCAUGCCUAAGCCCACACACUAUUACAUCAAGAUUGCCAGGUUCAUGCCCAGGGUGGAGAUUGUUCAAAAGCACAACACAGCUGCUCGACGACUCUACAUCCGCGGGCACAACGGCAAGAUCUAUCCAUACUUGGUGAUGAAUGACGCAUGUCUGACGGAGUCCCGCAGAGAGGAGCGUGUCUUACAACUCUUGCGGCUACUCAACCCCUGCUUGGAGAAGAGGAAAGAGACCACCAAGAGACACCUCUUUUUCACAGUCCCAAGGGUGGUGGCGGUGUCUCCUCAAAUGCGGUUAGUGGAGGACAAUCCAUCGUCUCUGUCUCUAGUGGAAAUCUACAAGCAGCGUUGUGCUAAGAAGGGCAUUGAGCACGACAACCCUAUUUCCCGCUAUUAUGACCGACUUGCAACUGUUCAGGCUAGAGGAACCCAAGCCAGCCAUCAGGUCCUGCGUGACAUUCUGAAGGAGGUCCAGGGCAACAUGGUUCCUCGUAGCAUGUUGAAGGAGUGGGCGCUGCACACCUUCCCCAACGCCACAGACUAUUGGACCUUCCGCAAAAUGUUCACCAUCCAGCUUGCUCUAAUUGGCCUGGCUGAGUUCAUGUUGCACCUGAACCGUCUCAACCCAGAGAUGCUGCAGAUUGCUCAGUUUUCUGACAGGCAAAGGAAUGGGCGGCUAAGUGGGUAUAGACACUGGGCAGCUGCCAACAGCCUGGACAACCUGUGCCGCAUGGACCCUGCCUGGCACCCUUGGUUGUAGACAGGCAUGUAUAGAAACAAAUUCUGGCAGAUCUCUGAGAAAUGCAAUACUGUGAAAGUGAAUGUCAGUCGAUGAAUUUGUCCCAUGAGUUUAAAAAACAUCAUGUGUUGAGUUAACAUUUGGAAGGGGUUAUAUAAUAAUGCACAAACUGUAAUUUAAAAAAGAACUGGAUAAUACUUAAGGUCUUUAGUAUUCACUGUUAUUCACAGGUAAGAGAUACAUGCAGCAAUUAAAAGCAGCUUUGUUUGGUUGGAGGAACUAUUGUUAAACUGAUGAGCUUAGCAAGGUGCUUUUGUUGAGACUGUCAUGACGGUAUAGGACAGCCUUUAAGAAAAUACUGUUUCCGCAGCCUUUUUUUGGCUCUACACUGGAAGAGGGCGCAGCAGCUAUCCCGGUAGGUUUUAUGCAACUCCCAUCAAGCUCUCCCUUUACGCCUGCGCCAUUCUCUCUGACUGACGGCAGCCUUUUAAAUUUAGUAAUCUAAUUUACAUGCAUCAACACUCAGCAAUUUUCAGCAUGUUGUUACGUGUCAGUAUGUCAUUAUUUAAAGUUAUUUGUGGGAAUAUUUUUCUUUAACCUUUGUACAUCAUGUAAAAAUGACAUUGCAUCCCUUAAUUGUUGUGUAGUUUUCAACAGGUUUGUGCAAUUUAAAGCUGCCAUGUGUUAGUCAACCAUAGAUUUUUUUUUUUUUUGGCAAAAUACUCUGGAAAGGCAAAGACCUGUGAGCCUUAAGACAGGGGUAGCUCUGUAUUUAGCUAAUUUUUAGUUAAUCAUAGCACAUACAAUUAAAUUAUCCGUUGUUACAGCUCAAAGUUUUUCAACUUUGCCUUUUUAGGAGUGUCCCAAAACAUUUGUAUCUCACUGAUACACCUAAAAGCAUUUUUGUAUACAUUCCCCUCUUUUGUAAAGGUACAGAAUAUUGUGCCAACAUAUGAAUAAGUUACCUCUGCAAUGUAAAUAUGCAUUUUGUUUUAAUAAAAUGCUCUUUUUCAA
Sinocyclocheilus rhinocerous is the source of this 12340-nucleotide messenger RNA. RefSeq names its product transformation/transcription domain-associated protein. The coding region runs from base 179 to 11347 and encodes 3722 amino acids. NCBI's taxonomy places the organism in Eukaryota, Metazoa, Chordata, Actinopteri, Cypriniformes, Cyprinidae. Gene Ontology annotation, molecular function: protein binding. Gene Ontology annotation, cellular component: nucleus; NuA4 histone acetyltransferase complex; SAGA complex. Gene Ontology annotation, biological process: DNA repair; regulation of DNA-templated transcription. The transcript has 73 exons. The record is from RefSeq and is a predicted model, not a curated record.